GGUCCGAGCGCACCGAGUGGGAGGCGGCAACCUGCACCGACAAUUACUCAGAGACUCUCUCUUACUUGUUAGCUGUUUGUUCUGGUCGGAGAAAGACAUCAAGGGACCUCAGGAAGAAAGGAAAAAUGGAAAAUGAGAGCAAGAGGAAGAUGAAGGAGAGAUUUGGCCUGAGGCGGGACAUCUUUAAGGAGUUCCUGGCGGAAUUUCUGGGGAUAUUUGUCCUGAUACUCUUUGGAUGUGGUUCAGUGGCCCAGACGGUGCUGAGUAAAGGGGCUCUCGGGGAACCUUUGACCAUCCAUGUUGGUUUCACUCUCGGAGUCAUGAUGGCUGUUUACAUGGCAGGGGGAGUGUCAGGAGCCCAUGUGAACCCUGCGGUCUCUCUGGCCAUGGUGAUCUUGGGGAAGCUUCCUCUGAAGAAGUUUCCUGUGUAUGUGGUGGCACAAUUCCUGGGGGCCUUUGCUGGAUCCUGUGCGGUCUACGGGUUGUAUUAUGAUGCUUUGAUGGACUACACCAAAGGAGAACUUUCUGUUACUGGUGCAAAUGCCACAGCCAACAUAUUUGCAUCUUAUCCUGCAAAACAUCUCUCAGUCCUAAAUGGGUUUGUUGAUCAGGUUAUUGCAACUGGUGCUCUGAUCCUGUGCAUCCUGGCCAUCACUGACAGAAAGAAUAUCGGUGCUCCCAAAGGCAUGGAGCCUCUGUGCAUUGGCCUGAUCAUCAUGGCCAUUGGAGUGUCCAUGGGUCUCAACUGUGGCUAUCCAAUCAACCCGGCACGAGACCUUGGCCCACGGUUCUUCACAGCUGUGGCUGGAUGGGGCAUGGACGUAUUCAGAGCUGGAGGUUGCUGGUGGUGGAUUCCUGUGGCAGGGCCCAUGGUGGGUGGAGUGGUUGGAGCUGGCGUUUACUUCCUCUUCAUUGAGCUGCACCACCAUGAGCCUGAAAAACAGGAGAACAACGUCCAGGACAAAUAUGAAAUGGUAACUAUGAGUUAAAAUUUUAAAUAAAGGUUGCAGAGUAUCAGAUUUUCAGCUUCAGAAGGCAAAGAAAUGUUCAUCUAAAUGAAGCAGUUUUAUACAUUUCUACAAGACACAUUCUGACGAAGCAUGCAUCUGACUGCACAAUGUCAUACUCAUUUGUAAACUAUGCAUGAAUGUUUUAUGAAGCCUUUAAAGUCUCUUUUUGUAGAGUCUGGCUAGUUUAUAGGUUUCCGGUUUUAUCUGCGGCUCUUUCAUAUAUCAAAAACCUUCUUGAUAAAUAUAUUCUCUUUAGACAUCAAGCAUUUCCUUUUAUUCCAUGAUUUCAUGACCUUGUGUGGAGACUUUCUCUGAAUUAUAGCAAUGCAGUAUUCUUUAUAAACUCCUAUUUCCUAACUGGGAUCAUCUCCUCUCGUUAGAAAUAUUUGCCAAGUUUCUAUACAGCAAUUUUAUUUUUACUAUUGUCUACCCAACAAACAGGGGCAUAAAAUAUAUGUAAGGAAAAUGUUGAUUUAAAAUGUAGUAAUUUAUAUUAUUUUUAGCCAAUGUGUUACGGUAGUUUUGUGUUUUGUGUAGUGGUUUCCUUAUUCUGUUUCACUUCAUUCUUUGCAUGUGUGUAAAGAAAUGUGAUUGAUUGCUUUACUGUAUCUUGCUAAUAGCAACACGUUUAGUAGAAAAUCCAGCCUUAAAUCAUUAUACUGGUUUUCCUUACUUUUUCACUCUUCUCCAUAAUUUUGUGACACACAAACUCAUGCUAUAUCCCUGGAUGACAGAUUUGUCUGUUACAGCCACCCUUGAUAUUGAAAAGCCAUAACUUAACUUAAGACAAGUAAGUCUUGAAAACAAAACAAGAAAAAAAAAAUGAAUGGAAUUAGUUUUUGAAUUGUGUUUGAGUGAUUGCACACUGUAUCAGGGGCAACCCUCAAACCCCCGACUAACUGUUUACAUUAAAAACUCACAAAAACAUAUUACAAACAGAACAAAACUUCUGAUAAAUUGUGCUUUAGAGAUGCAUAACGCUUGUAUCCUGUGUGCACACAACUGUGAAUUUGCUAAGACAAUCAAACAAUGUUUUAGGAUAAUCUGAUUUGUAACCCAGCAUGGAAGGAUUAAGCACCACUGUCAGACAACAGAAUACAUGCAAACCUAUGCUAAACACGCAUUCGUACAUCUAUUAAUUGUGAGAUUACAUUUGUGCUUCACUGAAUAUCACUUUGUGUAUUUUGCGUAAUACACAUGACACUUGGCAACAUGACAAUCACUUGAAGAUAUGACAUGUUUUUCAUCUGUUUGUUUGUAAAGUCAGUGGCACAAAAAUUAAAAAGUGGGGUCUUGAACACUCAGGUAGUGUCUCCAUUAUACUACAAACCCUGUAUGUGGCCUAUGUUUGAAACAGAAUAUUUACAGUAUGCAUGUUUGAAAAGCAGCUACAAGCGUUUGUUUCACAGAAACUAUUAAGCUGUUCAGUGAAAUGGUGUAUAUGUUGGUACUCGUCCCUCCCUUGUUAUAAACUUUAGUGCUUCUGUUCCAGGUGGCAGCCUGUCAGGAAGUAACAUUUGAGUCUUUAUGUCUGUUGUUUUCUUGUUUCGCUUUUUCUAAAGUAGUUUAGUAACACUAUUUUCUCAAGUACUGUCUGUCUGAA
This is a messenger RNA of Larimichthys crocea (large yellow croaker), 2613 nucleotides long. RefSeq names its product aquaporin 9b (gene aqp9b). NCBI's taxonomy places the organism in Eukaryota, Metazoa, Chordata, Actinopteri, Sciaenidae. Bases 126 to 989 code for a protein of 287 amino acids. Gene Ontology annotation, biological process: glycerol transmembrane transport; water transport. Gene Ontology annotation, molecular function: glycerol channel activity; urea transmembrane transporter activity; water channel activity. The record is from RefSeq and is a predicted model, not a curated record. The transcript is spliced from 6 exons. Gene Ontology annotation, cellular component: plasma membrane; basolateral plasma membrane.